Nomia melanderi (Alkali bee) is the source of this 3920-nucleotide messenger RNA. NCBI's taxonomy places the organism in Eukaryota, Metazoa, Arthropoda, Insecta, Hymenoptera, Halictidae. The record is from RefSeq and is a predicted model, not a curated record.
CGAGGAAGCUCGCGAUACAUCGAGCUACGGCAUGUGGCAACGUUCCGAAUCGAAUAAGAUCGUCGUUUGGUUCUCCACAAGCGCGAAACGACGAGUCCCGCGUUUCGAAUCUAAACGCCCCCGUGUCCCCGACUCGCGAAAGGCGCCACCUUCGAACUCUGAAUCUUUCCGCAACCGUCAGAUUCGGAAAUCGUCUGUCGUAUCGCGCGCGCCGCGUCGAGCCACGUAACCGUCACGAUUCGGAGCCGAGAUUUCCCUUUAGAGCGCGAUUUCGACGUAAGGGUACUUCUUCGCCGAACUGUUUCGCGCGGUGGUCGUUCGGGGGUCGCGCGGAGGUCGCGCGGAGGUCGUGCGGAGGUCGUGCGGAGGCCGUGCGGAGGCCGCGCAAAUGGGGGCGCGUUCCAAGUAGACGUCGAGCGCGUUUCGAUGCUCCGCACGUUCGGUCCGUCUCGCGAUUCGAACGUGACCGACAGUUUCGGUGCAUCAUCGAUCAUCGUCCGGAGGUUUUCCGCGACCCUUGUUCUCGAGGGAAGCCGCUUCGACGAAUCGACGCGUAAUCGAUCGACCUUGAACACGACCGCGAUUCGAGAAGGACGAGGGAAGGAUGAAACUGGGGGACCGAUAACGAACGAGAUCGAUCGUUUUUCGCGGCGGAACGCGCACCGCUGCUCGAUCGCGAUCAACGAAGCGGCGCGAGUUACGAUGAAACGGACGAGUUAACGACGCCUCGCGUUACGACUGUCGCGUACGCGUUUCAUUGUUUUUGGCCUCGCGAUCGUGCUUCGGUCGUUGUCAUUGUGUUCAAUGCUAAAUACUCGUUGCACACCAUCCCGUAUCUAUCUCUGUAUCGAUAUCUACAUCAAUAUCUAUAUCUGUAUCUAUACCUAUAUCUGUAUCCACAUCUGCACUGUAUCCAUGUGUACAUGUAUUCGUAUAUGCACAUGUACCUGAAUACGUACAUGGACACGUGCACGUGCACGUACACGUACACGUACACGUACACGUACACGUCCACGUACACGUACAUGUACGCACACGCUCUUUGAAGCAGUUUUCAAACAAUCGAUCCUAAUGGUAUUAUUACGCGUUCGAGGAUAAUCAAAUUGAGGGGGAGAGAGGGAGAAAGAGCGGCGAUUGUUGGAAAACUUGUGGAUCAAGCGAAAGAAACAUUCGAGGGGCACGAUCCUUCGGAGUUAUCGGUUGAACGGACUCGACCGAGAGUCGUCGCGGCGGAGAGGCAGAUCCGAUCAGCCGAGAACCAGAGAAAUCGAGAGUAGGUCCGUCGAGAUCGCCCGUCGGCGAAGAAACAGCUCCCUCGUUAUGUAUUUCGUACUUCCUAUACAUCGUUACACUGUUAACCGCGCACCCGUCCCAACUCGUACUCGUGUUCGUUCCUUCAACGAUAAUGUCGAACGUUGCGCCUCGAUGACCCUUCGAAAGUACGCUUAAGUGUUUUCUCGAUGCUCAAUUACAACACGCAAGUACAAAGAUCCGCGAAAGCAAAAUCUAUUUUCUCCUAAUCGCGUGAAUCCAACACUAAUAUACUCCGUCGACUCUAACGACUCUGUCCAUUCUCGACUCGCGAACCGUAUCGCGAACCGUAUCGCGAACCGUAUCGCGACUCGCGACGCGUGAAAGGGAGCUACCUCAACACUUACACGUUUAAUCUUGGUCGUUCAACGUGUUCCUCGAAACGACGCGAUGCAGCGCAUCGCGAGCAUUGCGAAAAUAAUGUCGCUGGCGAUCAGGAACACCGGUCGGAGAAGAACGGACGAUCGAUAUGCGAGCGAGAAUCUCGAAAUACGUAUCCCGAAGGAAAAGUAACGGAGAAAGGAACGCGCAGUCAUGUCAUGGGAAUCCAUUUCUUCGAGAGACUACCUUGGCGGUCCGGCUAGUCAUCAGCUGUCGGCGACCGCGUUACUGGGUAGUCCGGACGGAUCGCGGCAUCCCCUCGACGUAUGCGAAUUCACCGAGGAGGACUAUCACCAUCAGAAUUCCAACGGAAACGGGCAUUACCAAAACGGUAGAUCCGGAGCUGGUUUCUGGGAAUGCCUGGUAGGCUGCAGACGACGAUUAGACCAGCACUUGGCCCGAAGGCGGGUGGAGCAAGGCUUGAAGCUGUAUCGUGCGCACAAACAACAAGCUGCGGUCCGGAAGUGGAGGGGUGCUCUGAAGAACAUCCGACAACGCGAAGAUAAAUUCGCGCUCCUCGGUUAUUUGUAUCAAGCUUACAUGGAUUGGGGAAAAUAUAGGGACAGCAUUGAUUUUGGCCACAAACAAUUAUGCAUUUCGGAAGAGUUGGAUUCGCCGAACAUGCGGGCCGAGGCGUACUUGAACCUGGCGAGGGCUCACGAAAGGUUGGGCGCAUUGGACAGAGCGUUGGACUAUGCGAGACACAGUUUGUACAACGAAUGCGACCAAUGCGCGACCGCUGGACUGGUUCAUCUGACCGUGGGCAGAGUGCAUUUGGAGCUGGCAGGAUUUUGUAAGGCUUUGGAAGCCUUCCAGAGAGCCCACAAAAUCGCGCAUUCCAUUCAAGACCCAUCGCUGGAGCUGCAAGUGUACGUUGGUCUGUCGGAGCUUUUCUGCAGGUUGCACGAUGCCGAUAAAAGCGCGAGAUACGCGGCGCGGGCGUACGAUCUCUCGAGAAGUUUGCAGCUUGGAGAUUUGAAUUCGCGACAUCACAGAGCCGCUCUGCUUCAGAUGGCUGCGGCGCUUCGGAAGAAGGGAGAACUCGGCGACGCUCACGACUAUUGCUCGGAAGCAACGCGCCUGUCGCUCGUGUCCGGAGAUCAAGCCAGUUACGCGAGAAGUAUACGGAUCAUGGGAGAUAUUUAUAGGAAAAAGACCGACAUAAACAAAGCGUUUCGACAGUACGAGAGCGCGAUGGGCUCCGCGGCAGCUACCGGCGAUCGCCUCUGCCAAAUGGAAGCGAUGGACGGCGCGGCCAGGUGUCUCGAGGCUCUCCGACUUCAGCAUAAAAUCUGUAAUUGUCGUCCACUCGAAUUCAAUACAAGACUGCUCGAAGUCGCUGGUUCGGUCGGUGCUAAGUUCCUGGUGCGAACCGUGAGGUCGAGACUCUCGCGAAUUUACGGCUCUCUCGGGGACGAGGAACAAAAGGCUCAUCACGAAAGACUGGCCGCGGCGAUGGAGGAAGAUUUGGAGCUGCGCUGCGGAGGCUGCAACGAGCCUUUCGGCCUCGAGCCAGACUCCCUGGAAGCGCUCCCUUGCUCGCACAUACUACACGCUAGGUGCGCCUACGAAAUUUUGAAGAGACGCGAUAAGAAAAAGAAGCGUCUAUGCCCCGACUGUCACAAGUCCGUUAGUUCACGAUUGUACCUGCAUUGCGAAGAUCCUCAUGGCAUGAAUACUUUAAAUCACAGUUCCUUGAGUCUGGCGUCGUUGAGAGCGAGCAGUCUAGCUACACUGGACGAUUGUCAUGCCACGAGUAGCGUUUAAGUCCCAACUGUUUUACCUGCUCUCUUUACAUAGAGGUAAAGGGGACCUCUUUUAUGGCGGUGUAAUUCAUUCAAUCUUCGAUAUAUCUAAUCCUCCUGUAAACUGAAAACUCUCGAAAUCAUCGGUGAACCGUUGGACAUUCAAAGUCGACGAUCGAUGCUCGAUAGUCGAUGCUCGGUGGUCGGAAUUUUGGGUAUUCGAAGAUUGAAACGAGAGUUCGCAUGGCGCGUAGCGGACGCGAUGAGACGCGGCGAUGAAACGCGAGACGAGGAUACGCCGACCGUAUUGUACGCGAUCUCGUCACCGUUCGAUUCAAUUCGAUUCUCACGAGAAGCCACCAAUUAAACGCCACUAGAUUCUUAAAUCUUAAAUAUCGUUUACCGAUAUACAUUACCGAUCAAUUAGGAAACAAAAGUUGACAGAAAUCUAGCACAAUUGGAAAGGACUUAAUGGCAAUAAAC